AUGCACAUUCUUCCAAUUCCUAUGAGGUGGGGCCAAGGCGAUAAUUACGCCUACCUUUUAGUCGAUGACCGCAGUAAAAAUGCAUGGUUGAUUGACCCAGCAGUUCCUCUGGAAGUCAAUGAGUUUAUCAAGGAGAAAAAACCAAAAUAUGAAUUGAAAGCAAUUGUCAAUACGCACCAUCAUUAUGAUCAUUCUGACGGUAACAAAGAGUUUCACAGAAAAUACCCAGAUUUGCCAAUAAUUGCCGGUAAGGACUCGCCUUUGGUGACCUAUACGCCGUCGCACGAAGAAGUAAUUGAUUUGGGUGAUGAUUUGUCUGUUACAGCGUUGCAUACGCCAUGCCACACACAGGACUCGAUUUGUUACUACGUUAAGGAUGCAAAAACAGGUGAAAAAGCAGUAUUUACGGGUGACACAUUGUUCAUCAGUGGAUGCGGACGAUUUUUCGAAGGCACUGGUGCAGAAAUGAAUGUUGCCUUGAACAAAAUCUUGGCCAAAUUGCCCAAAGAUACAAAAGUAUAUCCUGGACACGAGUAUACCAAGUCCAAUGUCAAGUUUUCCAAGACCAUUUUGGACAAUGAAGCAAUCGAAGCUUUGGAUGAGUACACACAAAAGCACGAGCAUACAACGGGUCAAUUUACAAUUGGAGACGAAUUGAAUUUUAACCCAUUUAUGAGAUUACUGGACCCACAGGUUCAGGAGAAGACAGGGUUGACUCAAGCUGAUGAUGUGAUGACAAAGUUAAGAGAAAUGAAAAACAACUCGUAA
Molecule: messenger RNA, 768 nt
Organism: Lodderomyces elongisporus
Lineage: Eukaryota; Fungi; Ascomycota; Pichiomycetes; Serinales; Debaryomycetaceae
Gene: GLO2
Product: hydroxyacylglutathione hydrolase
Exons: 1
Coding region: 1-768 (255 amino acids)
Molecular function (GO): hydroxyacylglutathione hydrolase activity
Source: RefSeq, a predicted model, not a curated record